AUGUUGCAUCGACUAUUUCAAUUAUUAUUCUUAUUAGAAAUUUUUAUUAUUCAUUCAUUUCAAUGGGAUAUUUUCUUAAGUUUAGACGAAACUGAUAAACUUUUAUGUUAUUCAUGUAAAGGUGAUGAAUGUAAACAUGUGACAAACAAUGAUUUAAAUAAAAUUCUUUGUGAUAAAAGAACACAAUUAUGUUGGGCUGGUUUUAUGGAUCAUCAACCUUAUAGAACAUGUGCUAAUCGUCAUUGUACACCAAGUGAUUAUUCACUUGAUAGUCAUAUUACUAUUGAAACAUGUUGUCGUUCAGAUUUAUGUAAUUCAAUUUCACUCUCUUCUCCAACAUUAGACCAAUCACACAAGAAAACUUCAUUGUCGCCUUUUGCUGAAACAUCUUCUAUUGCACAAACACCAGCAACAACCAGUACAUAUAUAAAGAAACAUACAACAACAAAGAGAGGUUAUAUUAUUGACACAAUAGUUCCUGGAAAAUCACCAGUAUCAACUGACACAGAUGCAUUCAGUGACGACGACGAAGAUGAAAAUUGGCUUAAAUUAAAACUCAAUGCAAGUGAUCCGAAUAGUUUUGGUGUUAAUUGGGAUCGUUUACCAUACGAUACAAGUUUUAGCAAUCGUAUAGCAUCAAUAAGUAGUAUUCUACUAUUUUUAAUAUCAAUUUUAUUAGUUAUACUUUUGUAA
Rotaria sordida is the source of this 693-nucleotide messenger RNA. The record is from the annotation of a GenBank genome assembly. NCBI's taxonomy places the organism in Eukaryota, Metazoa, Rotifera, Eurotatoria, Philodinida, Philodinidae.